AAGACUUGUUUUUCUGUUGGUUCUUUUGUUCCUGAAACAGGGGUUUUGUAUGAAGAGCAGCCAGGGAUGUCUUGGUGUUUGAGUUCUUCGACUGGACAAAAAAUAUCUCUGCUUUCUCACAAACUCUUGAAACUCAGAGCAUUCUCUCAUCUGGGUUUUUCUGAAUACGUAAAAGAACGAUUGGGUGGUGAUGAUGCUAAGAGCAGAGCUUGGAAUACUACUCAAACAUCUGGUUCAGAUGUGGAGAGCAGCAUCUAUACAAUUCUCACAAUUGACCGUUGGGAGUCUCUGAAUCACAUGGCAUAUGGGUUGAAGCAACUUAGGCCAGUUCAUGGAAGGCUAGCUUUGAAAUUUCUCAAGUGGGUCAUCAAACAACCUGGUUUGGAACUCAAACACCUCACUCAUAUGUAUUGUCUCACUGCCCAUAUACUUGUUAAAGCAAGAAUGUAUGACUCUGCCAAAUCAAUUUUGAGACAUUUAUGCCAAAUGGGUAUUGGCUCAAAAUCCAUUUUUGGUGCCCUCAUGGACACAUACCCACUUUGCAAUUCAAUUCCUUCAGUUUUUGACCUUCUAAUUCGGGUUUAUUUAAAAGAGUGUAUGAUUGAUUAUGCCGUGGAGACAUUUGAAUUGGUGGGUCUUGUCGGAUUUAAGCCUUCGGUAUAUACUUGUAACAUGAUCCUAGCUUCAAUGGUGAAGGACAAGAGGACAGAAUUGGUUUGGUCAUUGUUUAGGGAAAUGUCGGAUAAGGGAAUUUGCCCAAAUGUUGGUACUUUUAAUAUACUGAUAAAUGGUUUAUGUGUUGAAGGGAAGCUUAAGAAAGCUGGCAAUCUCUUGAAACAGAUGGAAGAGAAUGGUUUCGUGCCCACCAUAGUUACUUAUAAUACUUUGCUCAAUUGGUAUUGCAAGAAGGGAAGGCAUAAAGCGGCUAUUGAGUUGAUUGAUUAUAUGAUUUGUAAAGGUAUUGAAGCUGAUGUCUGUACGUAUAAUGUGUUUAUCGAUAAUUUGUGUACAAACCACAGGAGUGCAAAAGCUUAUUUAUUGUUGAAAAAGAUGAGGAAGGAGAUGAUAUCCCCAAAUGAAGUCACAUAUAAUACUCUUAUUAAUGGGUUUGUUAAAGAGGGAAAGAUUGGAGUUGCUGCUCAAGUUUUUAAUGAGAUGUCAAAGUUUGAUCUUUCACCAAACUGUGUUACUUAUAAUGCUUUGAUUGGUGGCCAUUGUCAUGUGGGUGAUUUUGAGGAAGCUCUGAGGCUUUUAGAUCAUAUGGAAGCAGCUGGACUCAGACUUAAUGAAGUUACCUAUGGGACUCUUUUGAAUGGGUUAUGCAAACAUGAAAAGUUUGAGUUGGCAAAAAGACUUCUGGAGAGGAUGAGGGUGAAUGAUAUGGUUGUUGGUCAUAUUGCUUAUACAGUGUUGAUUGAUGGGCUAUGCAAAAAUGGGAUGCUUGAUGAAGCUGUACAGUUGGUGGGUAACAUGUACAAGGAUGGAGUAAAGCCUGAUGUUAUCACAUAUUCAUCACUCAUAAAUGGAUUUUGCAGAGUGGGAAACAUAAAGAGUGCUAAAGAGAUAAUUUGUAGGAUGUAUAGAUCUGGGCUUGUACUGAACAAGAUCAUAUACUCAACCUUAAUUUACAAUUUUUGCCAGCAUGGAAAUGUUACAGAAGCAAUGAAAGUUUAUGCUGUCAUGAACUGCAAUGGCCAUGGUGCUGACCAUUUCACGUGUAAUGUGUUGGUUUCUUCUCUCUGUAGAGAUGGAAAGUUAGGGGAGGCAGAAAAAUUUCUUUGUCAUAUGAGUAGGAUUGGCCUAGUUCCUAACUCCAUCACUUAUGACUGUAUUAUAAAUGGCUAUGGCAGUAUUGGGGAUCCUUUAAAUGCUUUUUCCUUCUUUGAUGACAUGAUCAAAUGUGGUCAGUAUCCAAGUUUUUUCACAUAUGGAAGUCUACUAAAAGGAUUAUGCAAGGGGGGAAAUUUGGUGGAAGCAAAAAAGUUCUUGAAUAGACUCCAUUACAUUCCUGGUGCUGUAGACUCUGUUAUGUACAAUACAUUACUAGCUGAGACAUGUAAAUCAGGCAAUUUGCAUGAGGCAGUGGCCCUCUUUGAUAAGAUGGUCCAGAAUAAUGUGCUGCCUGAUAGCUACACAUACUCUAGUCUUUUGUCUGGGUUAUGUAGGAAGGGCAAGGCAGUUACUGCAGUUUGUCUAUUUGGAACAGCCAUGGGAAGGGGAACCUUGUUUCCUAACCAUGUUAUGUACACAUGUUUGGUUGACGGUCUUUCCAAGGCAGGCCAUGCAAAGGCUGCUUUCUAUUUCUUUGAAGAGAUGAUGAAGAAAGGUACAUGCCCUGAUACAGUUGCAUUCAAUGCAAUUAUAGACAGUUGCUCAAGAAGAGGUCAAAUGAUGAAGGCAAAUAAUUUUUUCUCCACAAUGAGGUGGUGGGGUGUGUGUCCUAAUCUGGCUACUUAUAAUAUUCUUUUGCAUGGGUUUUCAAAAAAACAGGCUUUGUUAAGGUACUUAACAUUAUACAGUACCAUGAUGAGGGAGGGUAUUUUCCCUGAUAAGUUGACAUUCCAUUCUCUCAUUCUUGGACUUUCAAAGUCAGGUAUACCGGACCUUGGGGUUAAGCUUUUGGGAAAGAUGAUAAUGGAAGGUACUUUAGCUGAUCAGUUUACAUUUAAUAUACUUAUCAAUAAGUAUAGUGAGAGUGGAAAGAUAAGAAAGGCCUUUGAUCUGUUCAAUUUUAUGAAUACCUUGGGGGUUUUUCCUGAUCGAGAUACCUACAACCACAUUUUUAAUGGACUCAAUAAAAAAUCUGCUUUCCGAGAAUCUACUGUGGUUUUACAUGAAAUGUUGGAAAAUGGUGUUAUUCCAAAACACGCCCAAUAUAUUACUUUGAUUAAUGGCAUGUGUAGAGUUGGAGAUAUACAAGGAGCAUUCAAACUAAAAGAUGAGAUGGAAGCACUUGGUUUUGGCUCCCAUGAAGUAGCUGAGAGUGCUAUGGUUAGAGGGCUUCUGCACUGUGGAAAGACUGAAGAUGCAAUGCUUGUUUUGGAUCAUAUGCUUAGGAUGCGACUUCUUCCCACUAUUGCCACAUUCACAACUUUAAUGCAUAGAUUCUGUAGAGAUGCUAAGAUUGCAGAGGCUUUAAAGUUGAAGGGUGUAAUGGAGCUUUGUGGUCUGAAGCUUGAUGUUGUUGCUUACAAUGUUCUCAUUAUGGGCAUGUGUGCUAAUGGGGAUUCUGCAGCUGCAUUUGAGCUAUACGAGGAAAUGAGACAUAGGGAUCUUUGUCCGAAUAUUACCACCUAUGCUGUUCUUGUUGAUGCCAUUUCUGCUGAAAAUAAUGUUAUUCAGGGUGAAAAGCUUUUGACUGAUCUACAGGAGCGGGGAUUGAUAUCUUGGGGUGGUAGCACCCAACAUUUGGACGAGGAAUUGACGGUUGCCAUGGGAAAAUUAAAUUAUAUAAGGUUCAAAAGAAGAAAUAGUGUCAAUAACAGGACAAAUUAGCUGGGCCACAUGAUAUGGUUUUGGGGAUGCAAAAUAUAGGUUGUUCCUCUGGAAGCCUACUAUCUAAUGAUGCUGAGAUGGGCCUUCCAAGUACUUAACAGUUGUGCCCUUGGCUUGGUGCUUCUAUCCCACAACAACUGAAUGGACUAUUACUACAGUUACUCCUUAGUGUAGCAUCAUGGAGAUUUCCUUCAAUGGGUUGAUCUUUCUAAUGAUUUUAAUUCAUGCUUUGGGAACCACAUGAUGUUAAGGCAGGAUUUGCAGGUUCAGAAUGACCUUUUGCAAUCUGAUCCUCACUUCCAAGAUGCUGUUCUUCACAUUAUUUAUGUUAUAAGAACAACCAUGUAUAGCUGCAGUGGCAAGCAUUUCUAUUAUACAUAUUAGGUCUAUAAUAUAUAUAUUCUCUUUUCUUCUUCUCCCCCAUAAAGUUUCAAACUUUCGGUUCUCAUGUAAGUGCUGCAGCAUCUUUCAAUAUCUACUGGCUUAAUAAGGCUCUUCUUUGUAAAUGGUGUUGGCGCUUUGCGGAUGAAAGGGGGACUCUUUGAAAACAAGCUAUUAGUGGGAAGUGUGGGGUAGAAGAAGGGGGAUGGAGCUCUUGUGAAGUGAGAGAGGGGUAUGAGGUGGCCUUUGGAAAGCUAUAAGGAAAUAAUGGAAUACCUUGGGUAAUAGAAUUGCUUUUGAAGUGGGUAAUGGCAAAAGGGUGAGUUUUUAGAAGGAUAAGAGGUGUGGCGACAAGGCCUUGUGUCUUUCUUUCCCCUCUUUUAUUUGCUCUUGUGGUUUCAAAAGAGGUGCAGGUGGCGGAUGUAUGGGACUCUUAAGAUCGAGGAUGGCAAUUGGAAUCUGAGUUUCUCUAGGCCUUUUAAUGAUUAGGAGGUGGAUAUUGUGGAAAGGUUCUGUUCAAGAAUACAAGAGAAGAGGGUGCCCCCUGAUUUGGAAGAUAAGGUGCUUUGGACAGUGUUAAAGAAUGAAAAGUUUUCUGUUAAGUCUCUCUAUGAUGCUUUGGAGCCAGAUGAUGCAGUCCCUUUUCUGAGGAGUAUCAUUUGGAGCCUGUGAGUUCCUUCCAAGGCAGGUUUUUUCGCUUGGAAGCAGCAUGGGGAAAGGCCUUAACAUUGGAUCAGGUGAAAAGGAAGGGAUGAUCUCUAACGAAUGGAUGGUUUCUUUGCCAUGUCGAAGAAGAGACCAUUGACCACAUUCUACUUCAUUGCGUUAAGGCUAAGGUGCUGUGGCAGUUACUUUUUGCUCUUACCCUUGUUAGUUAGAGAGACUCUUUUUAGUUGGUAUUACUCAUUUGUGGGGAAGAAAUGCAAAAAGGCUUGGAAGGUAGCCCCUUUGUGUAUUUUUUGGAUAAUUUGGAAGGAAAGGAACAGACUUUGCCUUUGAUAAUGAGGAGCUGUUGGUACAAAGGCUGAAAAAUUCCUUUGUUUGUACUUUUUGGUCUUAGACUAUGUCAUGUAUAGAUAAAGUGUCUCUUUUUUUAUUGGUUGGGCUCUAGAUGAGGGUGGGUGGUAUUUUUUGUAACCCCUCUUUUUGUAGAUUCUACUAUUAGGCGAUAGCUGUAUAUUUCCUGUAUGCCUCAGGAUGCCUAUUGGGCAUCCUUUCUUCUUAUUCAAUACGAUAUUGAUUUUACCUAUAUAUAAAAAAAGGGAAAUCUUUCAGUCUGUCUACUGGCUUGCACCAAUUUGGAUAUGAUUGAGGCUUGUCUGCAAACAUUUGCAGCUUUAUUCAAUCAAUCAACUGGAAAGUACUCCCUAUGAGAUGCUUCUGUGACUUCAAGGUAAUUUAGUUCUGCUUCAGGUUGGGUGCAAAAAAGGAAUAAGGGCUAGGAUUAAUUGGAUGUGGUGUUCAUAGAAUGGGUCUGAUCCAAGUGCUUAUAAGUUGGGUUGCAUGCUCCAUUUUGUUUUCCAUGCAGUGAAUUAUCAAAUGGACCACCAAUUACAGAGCAGCAGGCCCAAGGCUAACAAGUUAUUCAGUUUCCUAGCAUGAAUGUUCAUGAAGAGAUGAUCUUGAGCUUUUCAAUGAGUUAGCGAGUCAAGUCUCCAAUACUUCAAGAUUCUCCUUUGACUAAUUGUGCUUUGCAGGUGCUUUCAACUCUUUAUCCAAUGAGCAUUCAAUUUUAUGCUUUUGUAGUUCUCAUUCUAGCAAGCAGUGAUCAAUGAGUUGGUCAUAUUUUUCUAUGGUGAGCCUAAACUCAUCAAUGAAUUGGUGCCACUAUUGACCUAUGAAGACCGUAGCAUUUGCAUUUGAUCAGCACUGCUGGACACAGAAGCUUUUGAAUUACAUCAUUCUAGUUGCUUCAUUGUUCAGAGACUUGGAGGAUUUAGAUGAUGCCAUUUCAUGCCUGAAAGUAGAAGUUUCUCACUGAAAAUGGCUUGAAGCAACCACAUGAAACUUCAAAUGGUAGUAGGAAAAGUACUCUACUAGUUGCUGAUACUUCUAAUGAGUUGGAUGACAUACAGCCUUGUUAUUCUGAAGCAUUGGCUGCUUAAUACCACCAGUUACUGGUGAAAGCUUUGUGCACUGUGCUUGUAUUUAUAUGUUUUUGAUAAGAUUUCUUUGCAUCAUCAUUCAUGUUUUAUUAUUUAGAUUUGGUGGUGGGGUGUAUUCACUUGUAUUGCCUAUCACAUGCAGUAUCAUUCCCGUGAUCCUUAGUAUUUUCCUGUCUUGGAUGCCCAUGGCAGGGAACCUGGCCUUGCCUUAAAAAAACAUUGGCAAAUCUUCUGGGGACAUGGCUGUUGAAGAAUGUUGUCAGGUGUUGUUGUUUGCGACUUGACAAGACAGCAUAUCCCGGAUAUGGUUAAGCAGGCUAUUAUACACUUAAAUGUGCUGGCUGGAUGAAACACAUGCUCUUGGAAUUCCCUGAAAAUGGAAGCGUGACUACUUUUAGUCUUCUAAGAAGUUUCCUCUUCCCUGGAUAAAACACUGCCACCUGCCAUUAUUGGGCAUUUACUUGAUGAUCAUCAGACAUUUCAAACACCAUAGACUCGAAGAUUAUACCGAGUGGAAGUUUGCAUGCUGGACAUGAUUCAACUUGAGCCUACUAUCUCUUGACAGAUUGUAGUUUUCAUGAAAGCUACAGAUGCUAUUUGUCAGUUGGAAUCAUUUGGAGGGAGGACCAUUGUCAUUUUAUAAAGGGGAAAAACAGAAAAUGGAAAUUGAAAAGGGUUCUGGUGCCGAUCUUGGAUCAUCUUCUAAUGAAUGUGCACAAGUUCCUGAAAUAAGAUACAUGAUGGAUUAGUAUGUGAUUGAAAGGCUACAGGAAGAUUCCUGCAGAGUCCUCUUAAAAAUCUAUUGGAAUACCUGCUACAAAGGCCACAAAUAUGGUAUGAAUUAACUACCGUGACGGUAGAUGGACCUCUGCUACUGAGGUCAAAAUUGAAACAGAGGUUGAUGGAACAAGGUGGACUUGAGCAACCCAUCUGAACAAUCUGCUGGUCUUGCUUAAGAAUAUGAAGCUUUGUGACAAACUUAUUUGGACUAUAUGGGCUCGAAUGAAGGAAUUGAUGCUAUCAAUGCCUUGACAUGUAGCUUUUGGAACUAUCAUCAGGAAACACUUACUGGUAAUGAGAAUCAGAUGAGUCAUCGAGCAAAUCAGAAAACUCUUCACCCAACAGGUUCUUCUCCUCCUCUUCUCCAUUCAGCUUUGGCUUUGAACUGCUUCCUCCAAUCCACCCUUCAUCUGGGUUGUCCCAGUGGAUUCUCGUGUCAACUCCUGGUGGGGCUCUCUGCCUGGGGUUUUUCGAGUCCUGGGCUGCUGCUAAAACCCAAAAACCACCCUGGCUGCUGCUGCUUCUUCUUCUUCUUCUGCUAGGUGUUACUGAUCUGAGUUGGUUUGUGGUAUUCUGGGUUUUGAAAGGAGGGAGAAUGAAGGUGGGGGUGCAGCUGUGGAAGCCAUGGGAGUGAAAGCAAAUGGUGUGGUGGUGGGCUUACAUGUUGAAAGGAGAGAAGGAUACACUACCUCUUGUUUUUGUGGCUGAAAUUCAGAGAACAGGAGAGGGAUUUGUUUGUUUCCCCAUGAAAAUUGACGUGCUCAUCAAAAUUCUGAAUAUUUUUUUCUUUCAAUUUCUUUCUGCAAUGAAAUAGAAAAUUUUCAUACCAAAAUGGUAUUGCUGCCAAGUUCUCAGUA
Messenger RNA from Vitis riparia (riverbank grape), 7618 nucleotides. Its product is annotated as pentatricopeptide repeat-containing protein At5g55840. Gene Ontology annotation, molecular function: protein binding. The transcript has 8 exons. Lineage: Eukaryota; Viridiplantae; Streptophyta; Magnoliopsida; Vitales; Vitaceae. The coding region runs from base 67 to 3495 and encodes 1142 amino acids. The record is from RefSeq and is a predicted model, not a curated record.